Molecule: messenger RNA, 4917 nt
Organism: Bombyx mori (domestic silkworm)
Lineage: Eukaryota; Metazoa; Arthropoda; Insecta; Lepidoptera; Bombycidae
Gene: NGR-A28
Product: neuropeptide receptor A28
Exons: 8
Coding region: 1087-2109 (340 amino acids)
Biological process (GO): G protein-coupled receptor signaling pathway; cellular response to hormone stimulus
Cellular component (GO): plasma membrane
Molecular function (GO): vasopressin receptor activity; peptide binding
Source: RefSeq, a predicted model, not a curated record
UUGUCAAAUUAAGCCUAAAUAUUGUUUGUCUUUGUUAAUAUUUUUAUAGUGUAAUCUUGGCGAAAUUUGUGAUUAAAGAAUUUAAGACAGCAUAACAUGCAUAAUAAGGGUUAUAACAAUAAAAACACAAUAAAUGUAAAUAUCCUGAUUAAUUUUACAACUGAUCGUUUAUCAACAAAUUGGGUUAACAUAGAUGUCGGCAAAUUCAACGUGCAUUAAGUGCGUACACCAGAACAUGGAAAUAAAAAUAAAUGUUGCCACCAUUUUUGAAAUCGAUGAUCGAUGGCGUUAGAUUAUGGAAAAAAAAUGCAGCAAAAAGAAAAACCAACGCUACUAAUCCGUAAUUAAUCACAACACCUACGUAUAUUCAAUUAGGCAUUGGGAUGAUAAUUUUAUGGUGGUUAUAAUAAUGUAAUUGAAGAGGCUUUUUUUUUUAUUGCUUAGAUGGAUGGACGAGCUCACAGCCCACCUGGUGUUAAGUGGUUACUGGAGCCCAUAGACAUUUACAACGUAAAUGCGCCACCCACCUCGAGAUAUAAGUUCUAAGGUCUCAGUAUAGUUACAACGGCUACCCCACCCUUCGAACCGAAACGCAUUACUGCUUCACGGCGGAAAUAGGCGGGGUGGUGGUACCUACCCGCGCGGACUCCCAAGAGGUCCUACCACCAGUGAGGCUGGGGUUGUAUACUCGAUUUUUUAUUAAUUCUUCGUCCUAUUCGUACACUCUUGGCAGAGCGGUCGUGGUCAUGUAUCAGUCAGAUCUUGCGAUACCGAUGCUCUCGCGAUGCGACGCCAUGUGGCACGAUGUUUCGCAGAGUGAGAGCAAUCAUUUAUGUUGCAGCGAGUCACAGAUUUUAUGAUAUUAUGAUGAUUAUUAUGUUUUUUAUUAAUUACCCAUUGCUUAUUAGAUUCUCCCUUAACUGUUAACACGCAGCCACUGAUGGAGCAUUUUACCGACUCUAAUUACGAAUUUCAAAUCCUUAAGCUCUGCCCAAAAAAAAAUAAUUAAAGGAGCAUCUGCCUUUAUCGAUUCUAAUUACGAAAUACAAAUCCUUAAACUCAACCCAAAAAAAUAUAUUUAAUCUAAUGAUUUCUUCACAGAUAGGAUGGCGAAAAACGAACGCUUGGCUCGCUGGGAACGUCGCCUGCAAAUUUCUACAAGUCUUCAGAGGGUUUGGACUGUACCUGUCUUCGAACGUGUUAGUCUGCAUUUCUGUUGACAGAUUUUUUGCUAUAAUAUAUCCAUUGAGGUUGGCCAUCGCUAGAAAAAGGAGCAAGAUGAUGCUUUACGUAGCUUGGGCGUUCGCUUUAUUGCUUAGCCUGCCACAGAGCGCAGUAUUUCGUGUAAUGGAACACCCGCAAAUACCGGACUUCAAGCAGUGCGUUUCCUUUGAAGCCUUCUCGAAUCAUCAGCAAGAGUUAGCGUAUAACGUCAUUUGUCUUAGCGCGAUGUAUUUCGUGCCUCUGUUAGUAAUAACAAUAUGCUAUUUGUGCAUUUUCUACAAGAUAUCGAGGAACUCAAAACAGAAUUCAGAAAAGGAACCGCCGUCAAAUAGCCGGCGUGUUAUCCUACGUCGGUCUGACCAGCGACCCUUAGUUCGCGCUCGACGGAGGACUUUACGGAUGACAGUCACUAUUGUCACUGUCUUCGCUUGUUGCUGGUUUCCUUACGCUACUAUGACAUUAUGGUACAUGCUGGACUGGGAAUCAGCUAUGCGUGUUCCAAAGCGAUUACAAGACUUUUUCUUCAUCAUGGCUGUGUCAAACUCGUGCAUGGACCCCCUGGUGUAUGGCUCCUACACCGUGGACCUUAGAGCUUUAAUUCUGGCCCUACGGAAGAUAUUCUGCAUACGCAAGGAGCCUACAGUAUUGCCAGGAAUCAAAAGACCCGAAACGAUAACUCUAGUGGACCAGCUUCGUAUUUCGCAAUCAAGAAAACGAGUUCGUCUUUCGAAUCCGCGUGAUGACCUGACUACCCCGAGAACAAGCUCCGAGCCUUUUGCAUACCGCGCCCACCAUUCAUUUAGUGAACGAGCGAUCAUCAUGAAACCAACACACAGCUGCGACGAUUUCACAUUAAGUUCGCCAAAAAAAUGGUAUUCCGCUUAGAAUUAUAUUCAAUAAUAAUGUAUUAUUUUAUUCACAUAAAAAUAACGUUUUUUUAAGAUAAAACUAUGGCACAAAUUGAGUUGCUCUAUAAAGAGAAACGACAUUUAAAUUCAAAAAUGUUUUUAUAUUUCUAAUGUUCCUUCUUCUAAUGUUCCAAUAUUCAAAUUAACAUUUAUGUCGCCUGUAUAAUAUAUUAACCUCUUAUACUACAAAUUAAUAUUUAGUUGCCCUGUUAGGCUACAAUAAUAUUCUUAAGACUCAGUCGAGUCAUGCUUCGAAAAAUCACAUAAUUCAAGUAAUAAAAAAAAGAACACAAUAUUCCUAACCUAAAAGUACAUGUUAUUAUCCGCAACAUGCUUCGUCAGAUAACAGAAAUAAAGUUAUCAGCAACAUGCUUCGUCAAAAAACUCUCCUAACCUCUUUAUGUCAUAACUCAUAUGGAGGUUACAUAAUAUAUAUAUAUAUAUAUAUAUAGAAUAUUCCUCCUCUUAUUUGUAAUGUAAUAUAUGUUAGCUGUUAGAGUUUAAGUUAUUUAAGUAAACAUAAAAUGAUAAUAAUAGAGGUAAGAAAACUGUAAAAUUAACUUAUACUAAAACAUAUCUCGGCAUUCGGCUUAUCUCUCCUCUUAACAGCUUGUCUUUCGACAAAGGCCUCCUCUAAGAAUUUCCAUUUGCUUCUGUCCUUUGCUGUACGUAACCAUCCUGGCCCAGCUACUUAUUGUGUUUGUUUAUUGUUUUGUUGUAAUUAUUGUGUAAUAGUUUCUGUUUUCUAAUUUUUCUUCAGCGAAUAUGCGAGACCUUGUUAGCUCGGUGUUCCCAGAAACCACAAUAUAGUUUGUGAGAAUUUUAAAUUACGAAAUUCGAUAUUUUGUUAUGUGUCUGAGAAUUCUAAUAAUCUUUUAAUAAUAAUUCAAUUAGGUGUGAUAUUUUAAAAUGUGUAUGUGAAAUUUUACAGAUUCUAGUGAAAUCGUUUUGAGCACGGAAUAGAUAAAUAAGGUUAUAUAUUCCGUGGUUUUGAGUAUCUUAGAUCAUUGUUGUUCAGAUGUUGUGCAUUAGUUACGUAUAUUUUAUUGUUUGAAGAAACGGGUUUAUUCAUCGAAAUUUUGUAAAUUUUCUUAGAAUACAUUAAGCUAAUAAGAUAUUUUACUGUAUUUAGUAUUGUGUCAGUUCUGUAUUAAUCGAUAUAAUUUAUAAUACUUAAAGUAGAGUUGUGAUCUGUUAACUAGAAAAAACGGUCUUACCAAACAAAAGUUAAUGAAGAAUUAAAAAGAACGUUAUAUUGUAAGCUAUAUUGUGAAGUGUUAUAACGUACGCGUUCAGGUAAUCGCAAAAAAUAUAUAUUAUAUCUCUAUUUAAAAAAAUGAAAGAAUAAGUUUGCUAAAAAUAUAUAUCGUAAUGUUGGUUCGGCAAUGGCUUAACACUCACCAAAGAGUAUUAAAGCCAUUUAUAUAAUAUUUAGCUAUAAAGGUAAAGUAAGCAUUGGUCGGGUUUCUUAUAAGGAGCUUAAGAGACUAAAAUAUCUAUUUUUAAGGUCAUAAAUUUAGUAUUCGUGAAGAUUAUAAAUAGCGUACUUUUGGAAAGAUAUUUUAUAGAUUAUUGUCAUAUCUUACAAUCUUUGUUUUUGUUAGAUGAUGUUGAUGAUGAGCUAAAAUAAUUUUAUUAUAAAAAACCUUUAGACCUCAAUUAUGAAAGAAUCCUUUGGAAAAUUAUGUUCGAUAAUCCAUUCAUUAUUUCAAUUAAAAAGAUAUCAUUGAACGAUAAGACAUUUCAACGAACAAAUCUAUCAUCUAUGUUAUUUGUUUCAUAUUGUAUGAAAUGUAAAUACAAAAAUUGUUUAUUUAUAAUCUUUAUUAUUUUAUUUUUUCAAUUCAGGCCAUUUAAGGUAAAAACGAGCUCAAGUUUGAAUUAAGAUUUAGAAUUACCAUAAUAUUUAAGCUACGAGAAGAAAAGUAAAAUAUUAUUAACAAAUUUCAACAAAGGUUUCCCAAGGAUCGUAUUUUUUGUGAAGUGAAACUUCUAAUGCGACUUCCAACAAGGUUGCGUUAAACGUUAAACGCUACCGUGGAAUAGAAAGAGACAGAGCGAGAGUGAAUGCGUGCACUGUAACGCAUGCGCGUAUUGUACCUGUUACAGGUUAGCGCCAGCAUUAGCAACGAGUAGCGUCCAAUAUUAUAAUGAAGUAUUUAAAAAAAAAAAAAAAAUCUAUCGCAUCUCAUAUACACAGCAUUCUCUAUUACAAGAGUAAUCUCAUCUCAUUUAAGGAUGAAAAAUGAAGAAAACCACAAUACUUACGCAUCGAAAAAGAAGUUUCACUUCAUUCACGUGCACCAAGUUGCACGCGCACCGUUUUUUUUGUCUCUCAAUUUCUCCGUCGUCAAUAUAAAGAUUACGUUGAUAUUUCUCUUUAAAACGAUCGGCUUGGCCUUUAAGGGGGCCAAUUUUAAUUUCGCUUAAACUAAAAAGAAGCUUCGCUCAACGUCUAGACAGAUUUAGGGCAUGAAGGCUACUAAAGCCAUACUGCCUACAAAAUGAAUUACAACAUUUACAAGAUUCAUUCUUUUGUUAUGUAUUUAUUGAAGAAAUUCUUUGAUUGAUUGAAGAAAUUAUUAAUUGAAAAAAAUUCUAGAAAAUUUAAAACAUUAUUUUGUGUUAAAUGAAAAUUUGUUUAUACACAUCAAAGAUGAAUUAUUAUGUCACGGAUAAUAGUUUUAAGAGUGAAUGUAUUCGUUUAUCAACUAAUAAUAAUUAGUAAAUUUUUCUAUGUAUAGAUGUGCUAAAAACAAUUUCGAAUAAAAAAUAAACGGAUUUA